This is a messenger RNA of Scylla paramamosain (green mud crab), 4283 nucleotides long. RefSeq names its product zwei Ig domain protein zig-8-like. Gene Ontology annotation, biological process: synapse organization. Lineage: Eukaryota; Metazoa; Arthropoda; Malacostraca; Decapoda; Portunidae. Bases 1731 to 2789 code for a protein of 352 amino acids. The record is from RefSeq and is a predicted model, not a curated record. Gene Ontology annotation, cellular component: neuron projection membrane. The transcript is spliced from 8 exons.
GCACGACAGGUUUUCCACUUUGCGGGAGAAGAGGACGAGCAGUGGCAGUAGCCCGAUAACAGUGGCUGAAGGAGUGUGUAGGGAGAUUGUGCCGGCCCGCUCCACCGCCGCCUCCCCGGUCGCUCAGUGACGUGACUUCAAACUUAUGGUUCUUUUUGUAUUUUCUUCACGUUUCUCUUGAAAAGCAAACAGUUAACAAAAAGAUGAAAAUGCGAAUUGUGUUCUACAGCUCAGGUACUCGAGUGAUUUCCAAACAAUGAUAUAUGAAACAUAAUAUGAAGAAAUGUAAUGUAGGAAUAUUUUAGAAAAGUGGAUAAGAUCUUGACAGUGACGAGGUGCAGAGCAGCCCGUGCCACGUGCUGUGCUUAGUAAAUGGUCGGCGGCAUCCCGUGACACUCUCGCCUUUAUGAUGAGUGAUGGUGAACAGGACACUGCCCGACCAGGAGGCACCUAACCCACGUGGAGAACCCUUUGGAGAGGUGACAGUGAAGCAACCCAUGGACCAAAGACAUUACCAGAACCAGCAGAGUAGCGAUAUUACGUGCACUACAAAAAGUCUGAGAUAACAGAAAUAAGCAAUAGAGAAAGUGACAUCACCAAACCCAGUAGUGUAGUGAUAUUACGAGAACUAAAAAAGAAAAAAAAAAAGAAAUAUAAACAGUGAACAGUGGACCAAAAUGACACCAAUUCCAGUACAGUAGUAACAUUACGUGCAUCAUAAAAAAACAAGUGAAAUAACAACAAAGAAACCAGAUCAAGUGGCAGCAUCGCCAGUAGAGGGGUGGUAUUACGGACGCGAGAAUAAGCCUAAGAAAGAACGUUUAAAUUUAAGAAGUACUACUACCAGACGGUCAAUAUCUCAAGGACCCUAAGCCACAUCAAGAAGUUCAGAAUAGCAACGAGUAAGCGGCGCCAGCACUUGAACACCAACCAACUAGUUUCCUUUCCUCGUUAGUCCCGCCGUUGAGUCCCUUCCUCUCCUCCUCCCCGUCAUUUACCACGACAAGCUCCUAAUAAGCCUCAGAGAUUUUUUUCCUUUUCCCUCUACAAGUUUUCUUCCAAGCCAUAAUCCCUCCACUCUUCUUCACUCUUCUCUUAUCUUCACCCGUUUUUUCCUCUUCCUCUUCCUCCUCCUCGUUUUCACUGUCCGUGUCCUCUAUCUUAUUCCUUUAUUUUAUAUUCUUUUGAAGCAGUUGUCUUUUAUCUCUCUCUUUCUCUCUUUCCUUUUUCUUUCUUUCUUUCGAACGUUUUGGGUCCAGUGUUUCGUUUCAGACCAUUUUGUUUUCUAUUCCAUAUGUUUCGUUUUUUCAAAGUAUUUUCUUGCACUUGUUUUCUUUAAAAUCCUCUCUCUCUCUCUCUCUCUCACUCUCUCUCUCUCUCUCUCUCUCUCUCUCUCUCUCUCUCUCUCUGCCACCUUUUCUAUUCCCACUCAUUUUCUUUUCCUGACCACCAAGACAUUCUUUCAUCAUUUUCUUUCGUAAGCUCAAUCCGUAGCUUCCCAACACCUCGCACUCGCCUCGCUCUUCCUUUCUCUCCUCCUUGAUUUUAUUUCUUGUGCUAUUCUUCUUCUCCUAACAAAUUGCUUCCCUCCACCCUCGAUCCUCCUCCCUUAGUAGUGUUUUCUUCUCUCCUUCUUUUCCCUUCCCACACACCUAAGUUCCUUUCUCCUCUUUACAAAGGUCUUUUCUCCACUCCAUCCCGUCCUCCUCCACCAAGCCCCGCCCUCCGCUAUGCUCCGAGGCACACCCUGGAUACCGGCGCUCCUCCUGGACACCCUGCUCUCUGUUUUGUCCGUCGUGGGCGAGGCCUCGGGAGGCUUUACGCUCGAGCAGGGCAUCCCACACUUCAAUACCAAGCCCUACUUCCUCCCGCCUCCCGCCCGCAACGUGACGGCGCUGGAGGGACAGUCCGCCUACCUGCACUGCCGCGUCGCCCAGCUGGGAGAUAAGAAGGUGUCGUGGAUAAGGCGGCGAGACCUUCACGUGCUGACAUCCGGCGUGCACACCUUCGCCUCAGACCAGCGAUUCCUUGCACUGCACGCCGACCGCUCCGAAAACUGGACUCUGCAGAUCAGGUUCAGCCAGGUGCGGGACUCGGGCGAAUACCAGUGCCAAGUGAACACAGACCCGCGGAUAUCCAUGCUUUUCACCCUCACCGUGCUGGAGGCCGCCACGCUGAUGGAUGGGUCUGACCAGCGCUACGUAAGGGCGGGCAGCAACAUCAAGCUCACCUGCAGCACCUCCAUCGCCUCCCAGCCGCCAGGACUCCUUUACUGGUACCGGGACGCGGAGAUCCUGCAGCACGGGGGACGCAUCAAUAUCAGCACGAGCCUCGAGGAUGAGACCGUCAGUAGACUCCUCGUGCGCGGCGCCUCCGUCAGCGACUCCGGUAACUACACGUGCUGGCCCACCAAGUUCCUCCCGGCCUCCGUCAUGGUGCACGUGAUACCAGAGGAGAACGCGGCUGCCAAGUCGCACAGCACAGCGAGCAACGGCGGCGGUAGCUCCAGCACCUCCAAAAGUGUCACAGCAGCGGCCUCUUCCACAGCACCAAACGGCCUCCUGCUCCCCCUGCUGCCGCUCCUGCUCAUGUUCCUUCUGUCCACCACCACGGCGAACGAAGGCAACACCCCCACACCCACCACUACCACCACCACCACCACAACCUCCAGCACCACCAUUCCAACCAUCACUACUCCAAGCCUUGCAGCAACCACCACCACCACUACCACCUCCACCAUCACCAGCAUGCGAGACCAGCUGAUAAGACGGGAAGUGCCGGAGAGAUAGUUAUAUGAGACUAUUUGGUGCAUUGAGAUAACUACUGAGGAGAUUCUCACGUAAGAUUCUCUCCUUCUCCUCCUCCUCCUCCUCCUCUCUCUCUCUCUCUCUCUCUCUCUCUCUCUCUCUCUCUCUCUCUCUCUCUCUCUCUCUCUACUACUACUACUACUACUACUACUGCCUUCCCUCACUGUCUUCACCAGUCCCCUACCUAACCCACUCAAUAGGUGUACAUUCAGUGUUUCAUGGCCCGCUGUUUUAUAAUAUCCCCUGUGAAUUCGCUACAUUCGUGCUGGCGACGGUGUUGUGUGUUACCCGGGGGAAGAAGCAGCUCCUGGUGGGGAAAGUUAAGUGUCGCGCUGGAGGAGGAGGGCAGCAACGUGUGGCUCGCUGUGGAACAUGUCCACCCCAACGAGACCCAUCGGUAUUUAGUUUGCCUAAAUACGGGAGGCUGCUGCUGCUGCUGCCCCGUGGUGACCUUCCCGGUGCGCAGUGGGAUUGGAGGGAGCAAGUUCGUACAAGAGUCUCUUUCUCUCGCUCCAUUGAACAAGACGAGGAUCCCCCGACCCUACAAAAAAAAGUAUAUAUAUCUACGUAUAUAUCAACAUAAAGACCAUCCUUAGUGUACGUUUAUAUGUCAUCACACACACACACACACACACACACACACACACACACACACACACACACACACACGACUACAAAACAAACCAUUUCGUCAAGAUCAGCUGUAUAUUUUGUGUGUACCUUGUUUUCCUGAGCAGUGGCCAUGACCAAAGGGAAAGUAUAGCGGAAGGAGAGCUGGUGUUGUGGCGUCGAAGGAAGAAAUAUUAAAGUGUAUGUACAGUAGUGUGCACGGCGCGGUGACGUAGCUGUGACUGGCGUGUGGAGAGUGAGGCGCGGCAUCAUACCAAAACCAACAGCGACUUGAGGAUAAGACUCAAGUCGUUGUAUUAUACAUCAAAAUGAGGGUAAAUGUUGUUUUAUAUGUAGCUCAACAUUUUGCAGCACACUAACUCUUCGCCCUUCUUGACGCCAAAUGUACAGACAGACAGACAGAUAGACAUGCAUACGGACAGACACGCACAGCUGCCAUUUUUGCCUGAGGAGGACGGUGAUCGUGGUGACUGCGUGCAGGUGUGUUCACAAAGCUUACAGUGAGUGUUGAGUGUUCUCUCGUGCUCUGAACAGGUGUACUUAAGGUUCGAUGUACGCAAGGCCAGCAGGUGUACAUGCACUCGUGUAUACAAAUAUGUAUGCACAAGGCCAGGUGUGUGUGUGUGUGUGUGUGUGUGUGUGUGUGUGUGUGUGUGUGUGUGUGUGUGUGUGUGUGUGUGUGUGUGUGUGUGUGUGUGUGUGUGUGUGUCUAUGUGUUUAUGUGUGUGUGUGUGUGUGUGUGUGUGUGUGUGUGUGUGUGUGUGUGUGUGUGUGUGUAUCAGCCUUCCUGGUAUUUAAUAAAAAUGUACCUCAGUUUCCCUCUCUCAAAUAUAUAUAGUUUUCUUU